UCCCGAGAUGCAUCCGAAUCUCGUUCGUUCUUUCAAACGCCCCAGUUCUUCUGAGAUCUUCCUGGUGAGCGGAUCGCAAUACCCCCGCGCGACACCUUCGGGCGAUCCCAACCGCCAUGCAAUUGAUAACGUGUGACUUCAUUUCCGGCUGCUUCGGAGGUGGCUGCGGCGUACUGCUCGGACAUCCGCUGGAUACGAUCAAAACUUGGCAGCAGUUCUCCAACCUUCGCAUCCGAACCUCCAUGUACAAGAUUGUUACGUGUCACAUCGGGAUCAGAGGCUUCUACCGAGGGAUGUUCUUUCCACUUAUAACAAGCGGUGCCCUCAAUUCCGUCGUCUUCGCCGUCUAUGGUCAGCACUUGAGAAACCUGCAAGGAUUGUGCAAAUCGAGGAGCAUGCGUGAGCGGGAGUGGCGAGCGCACGUCAUGUUUGCCGGAUCGGUGGCCGGUGCGACACAGGUCAUGUUUGGCUGCCCCGUCGAGAUAGUCAAAGUGAGGCUACAAACGUUGCAGUACGUCGGUCAUCCGUGGCUCUGCCUGCGGGACAUUAUCGUCCGCGAGGGCAUCUGGGGCUUGUACCGUGGAAUAACCCCCAUGAUGUGGCGGGACGUGCUCCCGUACGGCGUUUACAUGCUCGUGUACGAGUACAUGAUUGCGAUUGAGAAACGGUUGCACCAUAUACGGCAGGACCAGAAGGCCGGUACCAUCGGGAGCCCGUACGAGGCAUCGUUGGUUGCGACGGCCGGAGCGAUGGCGGGGGUGGUCUCGUGGAUGUUUAUUGUCCCCUUUGAUGUGGUCAAGACGGUCAUGCAGUCGGAAACGGAUCCCACGGUGCACAAGAGCAUGAUGCACUGCUUUCGGAUGUUGGUGCGGCGGUACGGCUGGCGGUCACUGUUCCGGGGCAGCAUCAUGAUCAUCGCUCGAGCGGCACCGGUAAACUCGGCCACCUUCCUGGGCUACGAGUGGUGCCUGGGCAAGUGUCACCAGUACUUUACAAUUGAUAGAACGUAAAAUAAAUAUUGUUAUGCUUAAAAAAGAAAAGGACUUUCGAAUUGUUUUAGAACAGUCAGAAUCUGAGCGCUCGUGUUAUUUUUCUCAUUUGUUUCAUAUAAUUUUAUUCCUUAUAUAGUUUUUUUGUUUUUAAUAAUUAUAUAUAAUAUUAUUUCAUUACUUUUUAAACACUUUAGUUUUACUAACAUUUUACUUUUCAUUAUUAUUUUGUUUUUUUUUUAGUAUUUUCUCAUUCUGAUUUUUUUCUUCUGGUUUUCUUUCAAGUGUUUACUAUAAUUCACCUCUGUUCGCACGGUUGUUUCUUCUGCGUUUGUUCUCCUCUCUUUUUUCUUUGUUUCUCUGUGUGUGUAUUUUUGUUUUCCUCUUGUCGUCUUGUUUUCAUUUCUUUCAUUCCGCCUUUCUACGUGUUUGUUUGUUUUGUUUCUUUUUUUCUUGUUCUCUCUGUCUCUGUGAGUGUGUGGUUUCUCUCAGCUUUCUUUAAUUACAUAAUACAAAAGAAUAAUAAUUUAUUAUUUACUUGCUUGCUUGCUUGCGUGUGUGUGUGUGUUUGCUGCUUUCAUUCCAUUCUUCUCUCAUCAUUUCCUGCCACAAACUUUUUUUUCUCAUAUUUACCGCGAAAAAGAACGCCUUCCCUCUUCUCUCUCUUGCUCUCUCGCUCUCUUUCAAUAAACCACCUCGUUUGCUCGUGUCUGAAUUGUUUCUGCUGGUUACUACUACAACUACACUAACACCCUUGCGCGCGCUUUCGCAUCCCAUCGCUCUGUCUUGCCUCUCUUUCUGUGUACCGAAGUCUGAUCAAGUGACGUCACGACUCGCGCGCUCUCUUGUUCGCUCUCUCUCUUUCUCACACAAGCGUUUUUCGCCUCCUUCGCUUGCGUGUGUGUGUGUAAAGGAACCGUUUUCUUUUCUUUAUUUUCUUGAUAUUUGUUUGGCGAACGAAAGCAGUCGAGUUAAUGUUUUUAUUCAAAUUAAAUUCAGGAGGAUGGGUGAUGAAAUUAGGGGAAAGUAACAGGUUUCUCGUCGGUUGAUUUCUUUUGAGCAAUUCUAAACGUGCCUUCUCUCUCUUUCAGUUUAGCGUGUAGUGAUCUGAUUGCACUUUAAGUAAUUCUCAACAGUUCAGUUUUUCUUUCUCUUUUCAGGGACGGGAGUUUUCUUCUCUUUCUUUUUUAUUCAGUUUUUCAAAAGUAGAAUUUGGGUAGCAAAGACUUUUUUUAUUCUGUUUUUCCCUAAAUUUUGGUAUACAAGAAAUAAGCAAAAAAUGUGAAACUGGCGCACGUUCUAUGAGUUUGUUCCGCUCUCUUUCUCUUUCUUAGACGCGCGCUGUAUGUGUAUGUGUGUAAGAGAGUGCAGAUGUAUGUAUGUGACUGACUGACUGUUCGCAUUCUUUUUACAUUCAAUGUGAGGCUUGCUGCAGUAUUUACUUUACUUCGACUAGUGUGAGUGUGGGUUGUGUAUGUGUGUGAGUAGAACUACGUUUGUAUGUAUGCAUGUUUGUGAGUGUGUGUGUGUUUGUGUGGGUGAUUUUUUUAAUUCGCGCCUUUUUGUUUUGUUUUGAAUCAGCCUAAUUUUUUUUUGUUUUUGCGGUCUCCAUUUUGCUAGAUUUGUUUCCACUUUUUCUGUAUUUUUUUUUCUUUCUCUUUUAGUGUUUAAGUAGGCUAAUCCCGGAUUACUAAUUUCAGGAUUCUCGUUUUUUUUUCUCUAGAUAGUUUUGAAGCACAGUUCUUUUUUUAUUGUUUAGCAAUAGUUACGGCUGCCUAUUCUGUUUCUUAUUUCCACAGGUGAUUUCUUAUAGCGUUUUUGUUAUUCUUUUUUUUUGUGUAUGCUUUCCAUCACACUAACACAAAGUGUUUGCAUUUUUUGCAUUACAUUUUGUUGUUGUUUUCUUCUAAGGUUCUUUUGUUUUCGCCUAACACUAAAAAACAUCGCGCGCAUAUUUUCCUGCGUGUAGCAACUAGAUUUUCCCGCAAACACUCACAUCAAAAUGUUCUCUCCCGCGCUCCCGAUCUCACACUCUCUCACUCACGAAACCUCGCACAUUCUCUCACGCACACUAAUUUGAUACAUUUACAAGUCUAAAUAUGUGUGUAGAUGUGUGGGUGUGUGAGUGUGUCGGUUUGUUUGUUUGCAAGUGAUCACUCUCUUCUCACAACGCUCUCUAUAGAACAAAGCAGGCGCGCGCGCGUGUGUUUGUGUAAAAAAGGGAAGAAAAUAGGGUUUGCUCUCACUUUAUUUGUUAUCGCUCACUCUCGUCGCACAGGUUGAUGUUUGUAUGAGUGUGUUUGUGUUUGAUUGGGUGGAAACAGCAAAAUUUUAUUUUCGUUAGCGCUAACGUGUUAUUUUUUACAACAAAAUAGUGCGAUUGUUUUGGAAAUAUCGAACACUAAUUUUUUAUUCGCAAGUUUUUACGCACACUACUCUCUCACUCCAUUACGCUUGCUCAUUCACUCAUUUUGUUUUGUUGAUUUCCUUAAUUUUUUCAGCAAUAAUAAUAAUAAUGAGAAUUGCAAUAUAACUACAACAAAUACAAUUUUGUUUUCGAGUAACCAAUGGAUGUGUGUGGAUGCGUGUAUUUUUGUAUGGGCAUAUUUCUUUGUUUUGUUUUUUUUUUUUUUCAAAUGUCUUGAUUUAUUUUUUUCCAUGUGAAUCAAAACUUCAAAAAUAUUCAAAAUAAAAAAAAAUAUUCAAAUGUGUUGCUAUGAAAUGUCAUCUAGAAUGCAAAAUCUAACAAAAAAUUAUUUUGAAAAAUCUCUUCAUUUUUGAUUGUGUUAAUAAUUUAAAGAAUGCAAACACUCACAAAAAGUAAAAACUGGCAUAAAACACUAAGUUCUGUUUUUUUUUCAGAAAAUACUAAAACUUUCAUAACUUGCAAUAUGGGUAUCAAACGACGCUAAAUUUUGUAAAGAUUUUCACUAAACCAAAGUUUUAGACUAACAUACUCUAUUAUCACAAAAUAUCGUUAUUUUUUUAAUAAACAAAAUUUUAAUAAUUUGCCAAUCAUUAAACAUUUCUUU
Molecule: messenger RNA, 4021 nt
Organism: Culex pipiens pallens (northern house mosquito)
Lineage: Eukaryota; Metazoa; Arthropoda; Insecta; Diptera; Culicidae
Exons: 6
Coding region: 117-1010 (297 amino acids)
Biological process (GO): mitochondrial L-ornithine transmembrane transport
Cellular component (GO): mitochondrion
Molecular function (GO): high-affinity L-arginine transmembrane transporter activity
Source: RefSeq, a predicted model, not a curated record